AUGAUCAUUUUAUUUCUAUUAAUAUUAAUCCGAACAAAUCUCAUCGAUAGUGAUCACUUUAAUGGUGGUACUAUAAAUUGGGCACCAACAUAUCGUAAUUCUACUUCUUCAUCAAUUCUGAUUACUAUUACACAAUCUUAUUCGUGGACUUAUCCAACUAUAAGUUGUUUGACAAAUGUACCUACCUCAACUAAUUGGAUUUUAUAUCCCAGUGUUAGUUUAACUUGUAUUGCUAAUUGUUCCACCCAAGGUGGCUAUUCUAGUAAUCCAAUUAAUAUUUUAACUGAUUGUACUUCAUACAGUACAUCAUUGGGAGUUUUAGCAAGUCAACGAUCUGUUAAUAUUACACUCAAUGAAGGUACAUAUUUUUGGAUUGCGUAUCAAGGUACAUCUUGGAGAACUUUGGCGAAUGCUGCGACAAGUUUUUUUCCUGGAUGGUCAAUUGUAUCUUUGAUUAAUCUUCAAAGACGUCCCGAUGGUUUAAUUAACACUCCAUUAGUAUCACAGGUAGCUUCUCCUCAAUAUGUUAUUGUCAACAGAACAGCUACAAUCAAAAUACCUGUGACAAAUGUUGACAUAGGUGAUGAUAUACGCUGUCGAUGGUCCUCAAAAAGCAGUGCAUAUGGUGUUGAUGAAUGUGCUGAUAUUUGUACUUCUACGAGCACGAUUAGUCUUGCAAAUUUGUCUGGUUGUACAUUAACAUUUACAGCAACAACAUCUAAUGUUUGGUAUGCAAUUGCUCUACAGGUCGAAGAUUUUAUUAAUACAACAAGUACUAAGCCAAUGAGUUCAGUAGCAAUACAAUUCUUAAUUUAUGUAUUAGCAACACCCACCUGUACACAAGCACCUGUUAUUCUUCCUUUAACCGAUUGUUUAGAGAUUCAAGUCAAUGUAGCAGUAAAUUUUACUCUUUAUGCGAUGAAUUAUUGUAAUAGAACAAAAGUAAUUAUUACUGAUCUAAUAUCAACAGUUAGUAUUACUGGCUUGUCGGCCAGUAAUUUGGUUAAUUCAACAACAAAUACAUCGUUAGUCUAUGUUACAUUUACUUGGACACCUCAAAUAAAUCAGAUUGGAUCGCAACAAUUUUGUACACUUGCUUAUACAAGUGAAAGUGUACAAUCUGAUCCGUAUUGUGUGACAUUCACUGUUGGAAUAUCACAACCUUGCACAACAACUACUUCUACAAGUACAACAAGUACAAUAACCACAUCAGAAACUACAACGACUAGUACGACAGGAACAACGACUACCAGCAAGACAACUAGCACAACAUCAGAAACUACAACGACUAGUACAACAGAAACAACGACAACUAGCACAACAUCAAAAACUACAACGACUACUACAACGGAAACAACGACAACUAGCACAACAUCAGAAACUACAACGACUACUACAACAGAAACAACGUCAACUAGCACAACAUCAAAAACUACAACAACUACUACAACAGAAACAACGACAACUAGCACAACAUCAAAAACUACAACUACUGGUACAACAGAAACGACGAUAACUACCAGCAUGACAACUAGCACAACAUCUGUAACUACAACAUCAACAACAAUCACAACAACUACCACAGUGACUACUACAACGGAGACAACAACUACUACUACUUCAGUAACAACUACAACUGAAACAACGACGAUAACUCCUAAUUCCAAUCAACCAAAUUUACUAUUAAUUGUGGGUCUUCCAAUUUUUGGUUUAUUGUUGAUUUUAGGUGGUACCUGCUUUUGGAUAUAUUAUCGAAAAUGGUAA
Messenger RNA from Rotaria sp. Silwood1, 1764 nucleotides. The record is from the annotation of a GenBank genome assembly. Lineage: Eukaryota; Metazoa; Rotifera; Eurotatoria; Philodinida; Philodinidae.